AUGCCUCGAAAAAAGAAGGGCGGCCAAAGCCCAGCUAGAGUUCCAAGUGGACUACAGCUAGAGGGGGGGGACCACACGGGUUCCCGACCGCCAAUGGCAAACAGCUUUCUUCCCGGGUCUGCAGCUCAGGAAAACAUCUUGAAAAUGCUACGGAUGCUCUUUUGGAGUUAUCUGUUGCAGCUGCUGAUCCACAACCUGUUUCCCUAUCUGCGUCUGGUUUUGAGAGGACCGCUGCAGCAUUACUUGAGGAACCUUCAUCACAAACAGAUCAGUCAACACAUUUAG
This is a messenger RNA of Knipowitschia caucasica, 285 nucleotides long. The record is from the annotation of a GenBank genome assembly. NCBI's taxonomy places the organism in Eukaryota, Metazoa, Chordata, Actinopteri, Gobiiformes, Gobiidae.